AUGGCAGAAAGCGAGGUGGAUACACCAAGUACACCAAUUGAAUUUGAGAGCAAAUAUUUUGAGUGUGAUGGGAUUCGGUUGCCACCUUUCUGCAAAGGAAAGAUGGAGGAUAUUGCCAAUUUCUCCCUAAGGGGUAGCGACAUCUGGAUUAUAACCUAUCCAAAAUCAGGCACCAGUCUUCUUCAAGAGGUGGUCUACCUUGUGAGUCAAGGAGCAGACCCAGAUGAAAUUGGCCUUAUGAACAUUGAUGAACAGUUACCUGUCUUAGAGUACCCUCAACCAGGCUUGGACAUCAUUAAGGAGCUUACAUCCCCACGUCUCAUCAAAAGUCAUCUACCCUACCGAUUCCUUCCCAGAGGAAUGCACAACGGAGAGGCUAAGAUAAUAUACAUGGCCCGCAAUCCCAAAGAUCUGGUAGUAUCCUACUUUGAGUUCCACCGAUCUCUUAGGACCAUGAGCUACCGAGGAACCUUUCAGGAGUUCUGCCAACGUUUUAUGAAUGACAAACUUGGAUAUGGUUCCUGGUUUGAACAUGUUUUAGAAUUCUGGGAUCAUCGAAUGGACUCAAACAUUCUCUUCUUGAAAUACGAGGACAUGUAUAAGGAUCUCGGGGCAUUGGUGGAGCAGUUAGCCAGGUUUCUAGGUGUAACUUGUGACAAGCUUCAGCAUGAAGCUACGGUGGAAAGCUGCAACCAGCUCAUAGAACAGUGCUGCAGCUCAGAGGCGCUGUCAAUUUGUAGAGGUCGUGUCGGACUGUGGAAAGACAUUUUCACUGUGUCAAUGAAUGAAAAGUUCGAUGCUGUUUACGAACAGAAGAUGGGCAAAUCCACCCUGAACUUUGAUUUCUGUCUUGGAGAAAAAUCUGAUCCUGCACUUAAGUACCGUAAACAAUGA
Nerophis lumbriciformis (worm pipefish) is the source of this 894-nucleotide messenger RNA. The record is from RefSeq and is a predicted model, not a curated record. NCBI's taxonomy places the organism in Eukaryota, Metazoa, Chordata, Actinopteri, Syngnathiformes, Syngnathidae.